Dermacentor silvarum is the source of this 1044-nucleotide messenger RNA. RefSeq lists its product as uncharacterized. NCBI's taxonomy places the organism in Eukaryota, Metazoa, Arthropoda, Arachnida, Ixodida, Ixodidae. The coding region runs from base 153 to 593 and encodes 146 amino acids. The record is from RefSeq and is a predicted model, not a curated record. The transcript has 3 exons.
UAUAGGAGCGCGCCCGCAGCCUGCGCACGAGGGUAAAAUAAGUGCUGCUACGGUAGUCCUGCUGUGAGCUUUCUCUAGGCGACUGUCGCAGCACAUUCGCGGCUAGUUGACAACGAGGAAGCGACUUGAGGGGAUUGACUUCAGCAAGGGCAAUGAUCCCGGGAUGCUUCAUCGACUUGGCGUUGGUGCCCAUGCCGGGCUUGGCGGUGCUGUACGCGAUGCCCAAGGCGCUGAACGUGAUCGCGGCCACGACACCCAUGAUGCCGAAGAAGGUCGCGUUCGGCGGGCGCGUUCGGCAGCGCCAUGUUCGCCAUGUCCAGGCCGGCGCUGGCUCUCCCCGCUGCUGCUACUGCUCGUCUCGCAUCAAGGUGCGUAGCUACAAUUCCUGGACCUCGCAGCAGCAGGCGUCUUCUAAGCUUCAAAAUGGGCUCCCAGCCCAUAGCGCGCAGUUAUACCACCUCGAGGAUUGCCGAGCGGCCCACAGCGAGGAGUACGUCGGCACGGGAGGCGUUGCGCCAAGGUCUGUCGAACUGGCAUUUGAAUUUUGGUUCCAUGGCGGCGCCUUUGACUUUGAAGAGGACACAGACAGCUGAGGCGCAUGUGGCGCUGUUUGUCGAGAGGCCACGUACCAGGCAGAGCUGAACAACGGCGUCAAAGACCUGUCAGGGUCGAACUUUGGAGACGCCGACCAAAGGACGCAGAGGGCAUGGCCUCUCGUGUUUUCGAACACAUUUCGUGAUUUUUUACUCGUAUCUCUCCUUAUUGAAUAAAUGCGUAUGGCUAAAAAAAUGUGUGCUCUGCAGGUCUUUCCCAAGUGUACCAAUCGCACCAAGACGUUGUCGUAGUCAAAGCAUGCUCAAAAGUCAAAUGUCCCUGAAACCCCACAUCAAAACGGACGCUUCCGAUCAGGUGCUAGCUUGUAUAACAGACAUUUCUUUUCUAGAGUAGCGUGGCAUAUGAGACACGGUUCACGUUCCAUGUGCGUAUACCCACUCGCCAGCUGCAUGUUUACCUUUUGAAAAGUACGGAUUUAGUUCAAUUCGA